Vitrella brassicaformis is the source of this 3772-nucleotide messenger RNA. NCBI's taxonomy places the organism in Eukaryota, Vitrellaceae. The record is from the annotation of a GenBank genome assembly.
CGUUCAUUCAAGCCACGUGUCUGUCUCAAUGCAAAGCGUCUCGUUGACGCACCCGCCCGUGCAACAGGCCUUACACUCGUGUCGGGAUGACGCGCACUCGUCAGCUGUACACAACAAGCGCUUCACAUGCCGUGGCUGAGUGGCCCACAGACAUACGCACACCAAAAAUUGCACCAGCAGGACGCUCACAACAAACACAUUUCAACCAACCCUAGCGGCCGACCAGCCACCAAACCACCACCAAAAUGCUGUCUAUGUAUUCCGGCUCAGCUUCUAUAACCAUAGCAGCUGCUCACAUCCACACACAUGUAUGUAACUCGACUCACUCCCUCACUAUGUGUAGACCAUCUCUGCCGUCACGCCCGCAGCGUCCCGAUUACUCACGAACCGCACCCAUCGCGCCACAUAGCCCUCAGGGAGAGCCACCUCCCGCCCCUGAAUCCCCGCCGGCACCGUGACCGUCGUGAACUCAUCCCACACGCCCGUGCCCGCCACAUCCACCUCUAUCCGAACCUCCAGCGGCUGAUCUCCUGCGGCUUCAUUGCAGGAGAGGCUCAGAGCUUUCUUGUCGUACCCAUACAUAAGGAACGGGUCUGACGGGACGCCCUUCUGUACGCUGCUGUCCUUCCAAGGCCCGCCCCGGCCGACCGGCUUGCCCAGCCUCCACAAAUCGUCGACCACGCCGAACCACAACGCGCCGCUCGAGCCGUCUUGCGACGUGACAAUGGGCGAGUUGGUGGUGGCGGUGCUCAGCACAAGACCAGAAAGGACGAGCAUUCCCCGCCACGAGCAGUAAUCAUAGAUGAGCCGGUUGUGCGUCGAGAUAGGUUUCAUAAGCGCAAGUCCCCCAGAGAUCUCCCGCGGGACCUCAAAGAAGGUCCCAGCUGCGUUCAAGAGGAACCGCUCCGUCACCACCUCGCGAAAUCCCCUCCCAUACAGGCCGGAAAGCUCCUCUUUCUCCCAUAAUGGGUCGCCAGCCGGCAGGCGAAAGCGCUCGCCUCUCUGGUUGACGAGCAGGAUCGAUCCUUUGUCAAUGAGAAAGUCGCGCGGGCCGUCCGGGGACGUCUGGUCUGCCAGUAUGCCGCGAAAGGUGCUCACUGCACUUCCUUUGAGGGACGCCCGCACAUCACCGACCUUGGUCAGCUGAGAGAGGGCGGCGGAGUCGUUUUUCCGGAGCAGCUUCAUGUCGGCGCCGAUCUCGUAAUAACUGCUCCACGGUGGCAGUGAAGGUGGAAUGGGGGCUGGUGAGGUGAUGGUCCUGCCGGCGUACUCGAGCGUUCUUCUGUUCCCGCCCCGAGGUCGAAUGACGCCAUAGGACAUGACGAGACCUUCAGAGGUCAGCACGUCGUUGACCGUCGGGAUGGACGCGAAGAGGCCCUCUGUGUCGCUCUGCAGGGCCUCGCGAGUGGCGCUCGAUGCCGAAUGAUGGAAGAAGACCGUCACGUUGCACCCACCGCACCCCUCCUCGCCGGUGUCCUCAUCCCUCACCCGUGCUCGUACCCACUCGCCCUUCGCUGCAGCAUCGAAGAUCAGGUGGCCAUACCGCCGCCGCUCGGAAGCCUUUUCCACCCGCAGAGUGUCGAGCGCCUCCCAUUUGUUGUCGCCGGCCUUGUCGACUUCGAACGUGAACAGCAAGGCAUGGGGCGAGUUGUGGGACACGUGCACCAUGCGCCUCUCGUAGCCUGCGAAGAGGAAGGGCACACUCACGCCGUCCUUUUCGUCUCCUGAUGUGGCGAAGUCGAGCGGGUCGGUGGUGGGCGGCUCGUUCAGCCAGACGGCGCCCCCGCCCUCCCUGGGGCCGCCAACCUCUCCGCUGAGAAGCUUCUGAGGACUGACGAACCAGAUGUUGGAGUUGGACUGGCCGACGAGGGGAUUCUGGAGCCUGUCCGUCCGACACACAGACACACACGAGCACACACCGCGUGGGUACUCUGGUCCCCCAGGUACGCAUACAUGCACAUGCUCACUUGGAUGCGUCGUCACAAGCGAAGACGGCCUCGCCAUCCAUGACAGUCCAGUCGACGACCAUCUUGACGUAGCUCGACAGGGGGCGCAGCCCACCAGAUGACUUGGGAUGGAACCGGGGCGGGAAGUGCCAGAAGGUGCCGUGCAUGGUCAUCAAGUAAGGCGGGGCUGAGGAAGGAGAGGGAGGCGGGUCACCCAGCGGCCUGAUAAUGUACAAGAGGCCAAUGUCCAUGUCACCCAGAGCGACAUUAUAUAUUGUACCUGAUGCGAGGCCACUCGGUGUGCCAGCCGUGUUUGCCAUCGUACGUAUGGGAGGCCUGGAAAGACAUACAUACACACACGCACAAACACGUGACACACACACACGUGUAAGCGAGAGAGGACGGACUGACUACAACCUCACUGGCCUUAGGCAGUCGGUAUGUCCGGUACACACCGAUGGGCGUCGGGUGCUCUGGCUGGACGUCGCGCACUUUAAGGAUGACGCUCCUGUGGUCCCAGCCGGUCACCCACACGCCCUCGCCCUCCCCGUAGAUGCCGCCUGACGUCGCCACCUCGGUGAACUGGUGACGCGCAAUUACAUCAAAGCGCAUCGGCGACCCAGCGUCACCCUCGCCCGUCUGUGAGGCCUCGACGAGCACGCCUGCAGGGCCGGGCACCGUCCUGAUGUGGCGUGACCAUGGAGAGAGGCAGCAGGCAGUCACACAGGGGUGUGGUGUGAUGUGGUGCUGUGUGUACCACUGGCUGUUUGUGGCAUCCGGGCUCUCGCCAUUGUUGGCGAUGAUCAGGCGACCUCCAGAUGAGCAUGCACCCUGAGUAAUCCAAGACAGGCAAAGGAAGACCGACAGAAGACCUCAGCUCCACAGCACAGCAACAACCGAGCCGCUGUCUGUCUGUGUCCAUCAGUCACCUUGGCGUGCCAUCCAGGGUACCAAGGUCCAAGCACAGGCGGGUCAAGCGUGCGGCCAUCCUGCAGCAGCCUCGUCACAUUCAGCGACCGCACAUCAACCGAGUAAAGGCCUUCCUCCAUCGACACGAAGAACACAUGUGUCGCCGGCAUGCUUAGAUGCCGCGCCGUGGCUGUGAGACGCCCAGGCAUAAUGGCCGGGUCGAUGCUCCUCACGGUGCCGUCCUUGGCGAUGACGUACGGGCCCAUGAUGAGCUGGUCGGUCUCCCGAUGAAUGAGCCUGUUGGCGUGUGUGCCGCCGACCGACUCUUUCCGGCGUGUGAUGUUGAGGCUCACGUCGAUCUCAUAGAGGCCGUCACUGCUGCCGUGCCACUCGCAUGGCGGAUAUGUCUGAAUGAGAGAGAGAACAGAGAGAGGAACAGAUGAAUAGUCAGUUGUGAUGUACAUGUGUGCUGUGCUGCCUUAUCUCUCUGUCUGUGUGUCCGUACCAUGAUCCACAGUCGUUCAGCCCAGUUGACGAUGCCUCCAAUGCCACACUCGCCAUAAGUGUUGUAGACGGCCAGGUGAGGAUAAACGCCACUGAAGCGAGGGAAACCGAGGGCCCGUCGGUCCUUUGCAGGGCCGCCUUGCAACCGCCAUGGCUGGAUGCUCCCAUCCUCCACCUUAAUGCUGCCACUUCGACCGCUGAGGGACAGCAGGCCAUAUCUCGUGAUCAGGAUGAGAGGCGAGAGGGCGGCGAGGAGCGCCAGGCAGCCGCGCAGUUGGAAAGGCCAAGGCCACCCGAUGCCCAUCGGCCCUUGCUGCUUGGGGCGCGCCUUCUUCAGCGCUCGCUUCAGCGUGGACGUUGCUGUUGCAGCUUAUUCCUCUUCCGAUGGAGUGGUGCGUCAAGGUGAUGCGCUC